GUCAACAGCCAACCUCGAUCAUACAACACACUUAUACCAGAUGCUCCGUCUGGCAGUGUAUUCUAGCAAGCCAUGUUCGUGACACCGUCUCUCUACUAUGUUUUCGUCACAACUUCAUUUGUUUUAUUAACACACGUCCAUUCGGAAUCGUUUAAUGAUACCGAAUCUUGCGUCCGUCUAUAUGAAGAAGGCGUCGAAGCGUACUUAGAAAAUAGAUUUGUAGAGUGUGUAGACAAUUUUGAAAAAGCGCUUCAUAAGUACCGAUCAUACAAGAAGAAAUUACAAAACUGCAGAUUAAAGUGUAAAUAUGACGCCGAAUUAUCCGAACCACUAUAUCCCGUUGACAUCGAAAACCUUUUAUUUUACGAAAGGGCAGUGAAGCAGACCCUGUGCAUCAUGCAGUGUAAAAAAGACAACCCUGAGCUUUUUGGAAACUUCAACGUUAAUCCAGAAACAGAGAAGUUGUUUGAAGAGCAGAAACCUUAUGAAUACCUACACAUCUGCUACUUUAAGACUGAUAAUCCAAUGAAGGCAGCGUCGUCAGCGUUUACAUACUUGGUGUCACAUCCUGAGGAUAAAAUGAUGCAGAGUAAUCUGAAACAUUAUUACUCUAUGGAAGAAGUAAAUAUGAAGGAAAUUGAGAAUUUUGAGGCCGAAACUUAUGUAUAUUUAUACGUGCAUGGAAAUGACGCUUAUCAAAGAAAGGAUUGGAAAUCUGUAGAAGACAAUAUGGAAGAAAGUUUAGGAGCGUAUCUGCAAGCAGAAGAAGAGUGCAGGGCACAGUGUGAAGGGCCUUUUGACCAAGGGUGGUACCCAGACUUCAUACCCUCAAUAUCUAAUCAUUUCGCUUAUUGUUUGAAAUGUAAGCAAAAAUGUAAAACACGUCUUGGAUCUCUGAAUGGGGAACAGCAUGAUGAUUUACUGCCUAGCCACUAUCACUACCUUCAAUAUGCAUAUUUUAAAAUGGGAAAUUUGAGAAAAGCUUGUGCAGCUGUGGCUAGUUAUCUACUCUUUUUUCCUGAUGAUGAGACUAUGUUAAGCAACAUGAAGUUUUACUCUGGAUUGCCAAAAGUGCAAGAUCAUUUUUUCCAACCGAGGGAGGAAGCUAUUCGUUAUAUGCAAAGGCAAAUAUACGAAACCAGAAUUUUGAAAUUCAUAAAUAGUGAGUUCAAGAACAAGAUGGCCGAGUCGCACGAGGUUUUUAAACCAAACUUUCGGGUAACAAUGACCGAAAAACAGCUUCGCGGACAAAAAAGAUUUGUCUCUGAUGGUUUAGCAACCGAAAAAGAGUGCAGAUUUUUGAUACGCUUAGCGAAAAUGUUCGCAAAACCUGGAGAUGGAUAUGACGGUCAAAAAUCACCACACACCGUCAUGGAGAAAUUUGAAGGAAUAACUUUAACCAGAGUUCUAUUCCUCGUAUACUUUCGACUCCUUAAAUCGGACCACCUCGAUUUGUACCUGAGACUAACAGAGGACGUAAAAAAAAUGGUUACGGAUUAUUUCAAAUUAAAGGAAAAGUUAUAUUUUUCUUAUACUCAGAUUGUUUGCAGAUCUGCAUUUCCAGAUUCUCCUACAAACCGAACGGACUUCAGCCACGAGAUUCACGCUGACAACUGCAAUCUUUUGAAAGAUGGAAAAUGUGAAAAAAUACCACCAGCUUAUACUUGGCGAGACUACAGUGCCAUUUUGUACCUUAACAGCGAAUUUGAAGGGGGAGAAUUUAUAUUUUCAUCUGAUCAAAAAGGCGCUCAACUUCAGAGUGUUAUUAAACCAAAAUGUGGCAGAACUGUGGCAUUCUCGUCAGGAAGCGAAAAUUUACAUGGGGUAAAAGCAGUGAAAAAAGGUUCGAGAUGCGCUAUUGGAAUUUGGUUUACCCACAAUGAGAAACAUGCUGAUGAAGAUAGGUGGAUAGCUUACGACAUGCUUGAGAAUAAUAUAAAUUUUGACUUAUUUUCAUCUGUAAAUAUUAGUAACCUAAUUCCAAGAAAAACUUAAUAUAAUAGCAGCUAUUUGGUAAUGAGAUACGGGAUGUUUAAAAACUGCUAACAAAUAAUUUGUACCUGCACGGGUUUUAAAAAAGAAUCGGUGAAAAUAUUUCCAGACAAUUUUUUAAUGUGUUCAAAUCGUAAUUAAAAAUAAAGUAGGUAAUAAUAGAGCUAGGAGUGUGGCAGCUUUUACAAGACAUAUUUCCAUUAUUUUAAUUACAUUAUAUUUGUGCUGUGCUUUAUUUAAUUU
This is a messenger RNA of Anoplophora glabripennis (Asian longhorned beetle), 2235 nucleotides long. RefSeq names its product prolyl 3-hydroxylase 1. The record is from RefSeq and is a predicted model, not a curated record. Lineage: Eukaryota; Metazoa; Arthropoda; Insecta; Coleoptera; Cerambycidae. Gene Ontology annotation, biological process: collagen metabolic process. The coding region runs from base 73 to 1995 and encodes 640 amino acids. The transcript has 9 exons. Gene Ontology annotation, molecular function: L-ascorbic acid binding; oxidoreductase activity, acting on paired donors, with incorporation or reduction of molecular oxygen; iron ion binding.